This is a messenger RNA of Anneissia japonica, 1538 nucleotides long. RefSeq lists its product as uncharacterized. The record is from RefSeq and is a predicted model, not a curated record. The transcript is spliced from 2 exons. NCBI's taxonomy places the organism in Eukaryota, Metazoa, Echinodermata, Crinoidea, Comatulida, Comatulidae. The coding region runs from base 540 to 1538 and encodes 332 amino acids.
UUGAACAAAUUCAAGUACACAGUACGCAAUACAAUAGUUUUGACAUAAAACUCAGUCAUUUAUGGAAUAGUAGGUCUACUAAAACAACUAUUAUUUGGAAAUGUUCAGUAAACCACUCCAUGUGUAAACUAACUAGGGCUGAUAACCUUAAACUAUUUUGAUAAUACAAGUUCAAUAACAUUUUUAAUUUGUUCAAUCCAUGAUGAUAAUGAUUUACUUCAAAUAUACGGUUAUGAACUUGGCUAAUAAAUAAACUGCAGAUUUUGUUGACUUUAAAAAAAUAUAUAUAAAUAAAUAGUAAAUACUGAGAGGAUAAUGUGGUAAUAUGAUUGGCUGGAAGUACACUAUCUACAAUUGUGUUAUACUGUAGGUUGUGUUUACAUUGAUAAACUGAUUAGAAUGUUACAGUAAUACCAUAUAAAAACCCACAAUCUAAAACUAGCUACCAUUUGAUGUCAUCUUGUAUUCAGUCCUGUAUUAUGAACAACUGAGGAAGUGAUUGAAACAACAUUUUUUUUAUAAAAAGGUAUUACUUAGUAAUGCAAUCCUAUGAUGAGAUCACAAUGUGUACACAAAGAACAUCCACCAUUAAAACAUUCAGUGUGAUACUUGUAAUUGUAAAUUUUCAUGCAUACGAGGCAGUGAGAUUUAUUUACCAGCCAACAGACCAUUCAGCAGUAGAGGGAAAACAAACACAUGUUACCUGUAUCUUCACAGACAUCACCGACGAUAUGGAAGGAAAAUACGAUGUCAUCUGGACUAAAGAGUCUUACAUCAUCAGCAAAAUAAGUAAUGGAUUUGAUCUCAAUCGGUUUAGGUUUCACGAUGAAUAUGCAAACAGACAACACGUUUUAAGGAUUGAUCCUAUCAAGAGGGAGGAUGGAGGAAAGUACAGAUGCCAUUUUCGCUAUGGUGGUGAAAUACUAAAAAUAUCCAACGAUUGUAAACUAACCAUUCGUGAAAUCCCAUCAAAAGCAUACCCACUCAUAGUGUUUGGAAAGCCAACUUACAAGACUGGUGACAAGGUCACAAUAACAUGUUUCUGUGAAAAGACAAAUCCAAUGGCAAAACUGGAAUGGUUACAACCAUCAAAAAUUGGAGUACUAGGACUAACUACCAAAUCACGAGCAAAUAAUACUCAUGCUUGGAUUGAAGUUACUUUUCCUGCAACCCUAGAACUCAACGGUGUUUUCUUUGAUUGUAAAAUAAAAGUGAGAGAUGAAAUUGUUCCAAGAUACUCAGUCAGUAGACAACUUCAUAUCACUGACGGUAGUGAGUUCUUCAUGACUACAUCUAAAAAACCAUCAAGACAGAUACAUCAACAAUAUGUGACACAUUCCUUGUCAACUGACACUGUGUUACAUGCCUCAAAAGAACAAAAUGAUAAAACUUUUGCUGAAGGGACUAAAAGGGAUUUUGGUUUAGGAGUAGUUUUAGGAGUUGUUCUUGGAGCAGUUCUUGGAGCAGUCAUUACCUUAACAUUAACUCUAUCAGUCAUUAAAUAUAGGAAUAGAAGUCACAAACAAAAAGCGCCCUGA